CCGGAUGUGACGAGGGCCGACUUCCGCCUCGGAGGCCUGAGAGACGACAGGACCUCCGUGAGUGGGAGCACGGAUCUCGGUCGGGAGAGGCCAGGCGUGCAGGGGCUCCAAGAACUCAGAGUCCAGGCCUCUGUCUGAGGCAGGAGUCUCUAAGGUCAGAGACCAGGGGAGGUGCAGGUUCAGCCCGACACAAACGCCAUGCCCCUGGGUCAGAGGAGUGAGCUCUGGAAGCUGGAGGAAGACCCAGGCCCGGCCCAGGGCCUGGUGGAGGCACACCUGUCCGGGGCUGGGGAGGAGGAGGCCCCACAGGCCCCCUCCUCCUCUUCCUCCUCCUCCUCCUCCCCUUCCUCCUCCUGCUCUGUCCUGUUCCUGAUUCCCCUGGGGGAGGGGUCUGCUACUGGGUCCCUGAGUCCUCCCCAGAGCCCUCAGAGUGCCUGCCCCUCCCCCACUGCCCAGGCAGCCAGGGCCUGGAGCCAGCCUGACCAGGGCUCCAGCAGCCUAGAUGAGGAGGGGUCGAGCACCUGGGAGGAGCCCGAAGUCACCCAACCCUCUCUCCAGGACAAACUCCACGUGAAAGUGGCUGCCCUGGUGGGGUUCCUGCUCCUCAAAUACCGCAACAAGCAGCCAACCCGCCAGGCAGAGAUGCUGGAGAUCGUCAGCAAAGAUUACCAGGACGACUUCCCGGUGAUCUUGGGCCAAGCCUCUGAGUACAUGCGGCUGGUCUUUGGCAUGGACAUAAAGGAAGUGGACCCCAGCGACCACUCCUACGUCCUGGUCAACGUCCUGGGUCUCACCUGUGAUGGGAUGCUGAGCGGUAAGCAUGGCAUGCCCAAGACCAGCCUCCUGGGGCUGCUACUGGGGGUGAUCCUCGUGGAGGAUGACUGUGCCCCUGAGGGGGAGGUGUGGGAAGUGCUGGGGGUCAUGGGGGUGUAUGCUGGCAAAGAGCACAUCAUCUAUGGGGAGCCCAGGGAGCUCCUCACCAAAGUCUGGGUGCAGGAAGGGUACCUGGAGUACCGGCAGGUGCCUGGCAGCGACCCUGCCCGCUACGAGUUCCUGUGGGGUCCCAGGGCCCACGCCGAAACCAGCAAGUUUCAAGUGCUGGAGUAUUUGCUCCGGGUCAGACGCGGGCAGCUGGCUUCCUCCCUGGCCCUGUCUGAAGGGGCUGUGAGCGAUGAGGAAGAGGGGGCCUGAGUCCCAGUGGCGGCCAGGCCCUUUCCAGGCUUUGGUGGGGUCGGCAGCUUCUCCUGCGGGGUGCUGGGCAUGAAGUGAGGCCACAUUUUGGUUGUUCCCUGUGUGUGUGUGAAGAGAGAGCCCCGGGAGCUCUAAGUAGGGCCGGGCCAGGGAGGAUUGAGGGAAGAAAGCAGGAUGAAGAGCCAGCCUCUCUGGGGGCCUGUUCUCUGCGGUGACUCUGACAUCCAGAGCUUGGUUUUCUCGAGGAAGCUCUCAAAUGUUGUUCCUUGGAGUAGAAGUUUUAACCAGCUUUGGCGGGUACAUGUGUGCGUGACUCCAUCCCACAGCAUUUGUACUUACCCAGUUCAAGAGUUUUAAGAGUUUUGUCAUGUUCUGGAAAUAAGGUGGGACAUCUUCCCUCCUUGUUUGGGUUCUGGAAUGAAAUCACAGGGCAUUGGCAUAGGAAUUUGUUGGAAAGGUGGAAGAAUGGAGCAGUCAAGUGACGGGGUCAG
Molecule: messenger RNA, 1682 nt
Organism: Zalophus californianus (California sea lion)
Lineage: Eukaryota; Metazoa; Chordata; Mammalia; Carnivora; Otariidae
Product: melanoma-associated antigen 9-like
Exons: 3
Coding region: 199-1191 (330 amino acids)
Biological process (GO): negative regulation of transcription by RNA polymerase II
Cellular component (GO): nucleus
Source: RefSeq, a predicted model, not a curated record